AGCCGUUACCUUUGAUCAUCGAUCAGAAACGAAAAUGAAGGUGCCAGAGACAAGAUUCUUCCGCUACCUCCUGCUCCUAAAAGGACUCUUAUGCUGCUUCUUCCCAUGCUUUGUUGACGCCAGCAAGACCCGUUUUGUCCAUCCGAUAAAUCCUUGGGUCAAAAGGGAUGCCGUCAAACUCUUCCCAGAUCACGAGAGCGGACGCGCGCUUGUAGUUCGUGUGUUUCUUCAAGGGAGACGGGUGACAGGGAUGAAUGUUUUCGUUUGUCCAACAAGAAGCGUGGAUGUGGAUGGGUCAGACGAGCAGAGAGAGGAAGCUUCUGUGUAUGAAUUUUUCAACGUGCAGGAACCGGCUUGCGCCAAUCCAGAGGAAGAACCAUUAAUGUCUGUAACACAGGGUACAAACUUGAAAGAGGCGCUGAAGAAAUUUAUCGAUUGCGAUUCCAAACUGACUUCUGACGGCCUCGCGACGUCAUUGUCUAUCGCGGCUGGUAGACGUGGUAGCAGAUGGUCAGGCUUGAGUCAGCAGGAUGUGGCAACUCGCGCAGAGAAAACAGCACAGAGUGUGCAGCGACAUCGACUAGGAUGGCUUAGAAGGUUAUGGGAAAACAAAAUUACGCAACCUCCUAAGUUGUGAGAUGAAUCGUGCCUGCAUGCUACUACAACUGCAAUUUUCAUUCUCUUCAUGCUAGCAAUUCGCACGCGCCGAAAACGACAAACACAAAGGCUCGCUGCAACAUGCGUUUGUAACGUGCCAACGCUGUGACAACCAUGCAUCCAGCACAGGCUCUAUUCGUGUGGAACCUUUGCUCUAUUUCCUCCAAGAAGAGUGCUUCAUCAAUGGCUUUUACCGGGAAAUGGAGGCUCCUGGUUCUCCUGGAGGACUGUUUUUUCAUGUGGAUGACCGAAAGCAGGAAAGGACUCACCUUAUUCGAUUUUGGCGUGAAUUUGAAGAGAAGCGUCGAAAGCACCGAGUAGGCGCAUUUACUGGGGAUGUGCAAAGAAAGAGCUAUUUGGCGGAUCUUCUACCAGGAACAGUGGAGUGGACACAAAAUCUUCAAGCAGAUAAAGAUUCCACUCUACUACUGGAACAAGAGGAUCCGAAAACGAAUCCAGAAGCAUACACUAGGAGACGGACCCUGAAAUAUUGUGGGUGGCUGACUGACGGUGAAGAAGGUGGCGAAAGCCUUAGCUCCGUUUUAUCGACUGGAAAGCUAUUGCACCAAGUGGCGACGAGCAACGAUGCAAACUUUCUAUUCGAUCAAGAAUCGACUUUUCACAGUGUUGUCGUACAAGGGAAAUUUUUAGCUGCCGAAGAGGUCUUUAACAACAUAGGCAUCAUUCCAGAAUCAUCGUCUACGUCGUCGUCUUCUUCGUCCCCUGCUGAAGUUCUUGUUAGAGAAGAAGCCGUAAAAAAAGUCCUGGCAGCAGUAGCGGAUGACGGAGAGCUAAGCAAAAUUCUGAAGGAUCCGGGUAUCAAAGUGGUACAUGAAAUCAUUGCUUUGGGUUCUGGGCUUGAGAAACCUGAUCAACAUCGAUUGUUGCUCAAGGACUUGCUGCCAGGUGUACAGACACGACUAGUGAAAGACUACAAUACAGAACUAGUAGUCCAUCUUCCCACGACUAAGCACUUGAGCACAGAAAAUGACUUCGAAUCAGUGCGCCAGUAUGUGGCUGAGAAACUAAACCUAGAAAUGGGUACAGGUGGGAAGUCUGCUUCCUCUUCUCGUUCACCACAAAUAUCGUACUUCCGCAUUAUGCCGGACCCAAAACGAUUGCCCUGGGCAUGUGAGCUUUAUAAGAAGCUGUUUGAAGAGGAUGGUUUUCGUCCGGUAAUAGUGUCGACAACAUUGACACACGCGAUUCCACCACCAUUUGAGUACACUGUAAAAACGAGAGCAGGAGAAGCUGGUCCUCUUGCUGGAGGAGGUGCAUCUCCUCUGUGGAACCAGGUGGGAGACGAAACUGGGGAUGCAGAAGAUACCAAGGUAGUACUAGAUGAUUCGGCUCUGAAGAAGGUUCUUCAAGAUUACACUAGUAUGGAUGAGGAGCAUGAUAAAACUUCCAUGGAACAAGUGGAACAACAGGUUCAGGGCUCACCUUCAACAUACACGACCCUAGAGGAUUGGACUUUUGAUUAUCCUAGACCUGCCUUCUUACCUUUUGGUUUCACUGGCACCGCCUACACCCCUCAGAAAACCGCAGAGGAACUGAAAACUGCCAUGCUGUCCAGACUACUGCCUUGUAUUAAGGCUACAAGAAAUCAAUCUUCACAAGCAUCCUGUGACCAUUUUCAAGGGGAACAAGGUGCUACAGGAUGCAUUCCAAGGCGGAUCUCUCUUAGUUCUAAUUUUAGCGUUUCCUAUUUUUUAAGACAAGUCUUGCCUGGGACUAGGAGGGGCAAAUGGGUGGAUUCGUCGCUUGGGGCAAAGGCGAAAGACCAAAAAGACUUCGUCAUGUUCGUCUACACAGGCCAAAGUGGAUUGUUUCUGAGACGCGACGUAGUGGAGCGAUAUCAAGAGAAAAGGAGAACUUCAUCUGCAGCGAUAGCGCGAUAUCAAGAUGAAAGGAGAACGUCUACUGGUGCCUUCAAGAAAGAAGAAGAACAAGAGCCACAAACUCCUCUUACCACACUCCCACCACUACCUCAAACACUUGAUGAAUUUCAGUGCUAUCUAGAAAGCGGCAUACGGUCAGAUGGUAUAGUGUUUUCCUUGAGAAAGAUUCGGGAGUGGUUAUUUUCUGGCACCUCUGAGGUGGAUAUGGAUGAAGCAUCUCUUGGGAGUUUACUUCGUGGAAAUUUGACGCAAGCUUUGGAUUAUUUGUCGUCAAAAAAUAGCCCUCACUUUACUCCGUGGAACUCGAUUUCAAAGUUGGACUUCUGUGUUGAUGGAGUUUGCUUUGCUUAGGCGGGAAAUUUACUAGGGCAAUAGGC
Molecule: messenger RNA, 2935 nt
Organism: Amoebophrya sp. A25
Lineage: Eukaryota; Dinophyceae; Syndiniales; Amoebophryaceae
Source: the annotation of a GenBank genome assembly